This is a messenger RNA of Varanus komodoensis (Komodo dragon), 7116 nucleotides long. RefSeq names its product zinc finger and BTB domain containing 43 (gene ZBTB43). The transcript is spliced from 2 exons. The record is from RefSeq and is a predicted model, not a curated record. Gene Ontology annotation, molecular function: protein binding; RNA polymerase II cis-regulatory region sequence-specific DNA binding; DNA-binding transcription factor activity, RNA polymerase II-specific. Bases 1271 to 2662 code for a protein of 463 amino acids. Lineage: Eukaryota; Metazoa; Chordata; Lepidosauria; Squamata; Varanidae. Gene Ontology annotation, biological process: regulation of transcription by RNA polymerase II.
ACUGAGUCUUCCCCAUCUUGAAUUUGCAUGAGGGGGCUGUGUAAGCUGGUCAGUAUGGUUAAGAAGGGAAUGAGGAAGCUUUUAGCCAUGAGAGUUAAAUGGGGUCUCUCUCUCAGGGUGGUCAGUAUCCAAGCACUAUAGCUCAGGGGCAGAGCAUUUGUUCUGCAUGUAAAACUCCAGGGUGCAAUCCUUAGCGUUUUCAGUUGAAAGGGAUGUGGGGGGAAUGACACUGUUCUGACCAAGACCUCGCUUCUGGUAAAACAGCAGACAAGAUAAAAAGCUGGGUGAACAAAUAACAAAGCCAAGUGAGACUGACAUCUUCUUAUAGUUAUGGGAGGAACAAAAGGAAAAGAGGCAGAAUCUUUUGGCCCUGAGGGUUCAAGAAUGCUUCCCUGUUUCAAGACUGUCUUUGAGUAUCAGAUGUGAAAGAGCAUGUAGUAUGGGAUGAACUUCUCCAUUGUGUCCUGAAUUUCCAGAGGUGGGUGCAGGGAGAGAUUUUUCUGGAUUACAAGUGAGAGAACUAUUAGCCCUGGUGGAGAAUCUAUGCUCAGAGACUGUCCACUAGAGCAAAGCAACAAGGGAGGGCUAUAUCCUUUGCAUCUGCCUGAUGGAUGUCUGGUAAGCCCAGCAUUGAGAAGAGACCAGCUAUUGCUCCUGGUAAUUAAAUGGAGCCUCCAUAUUCAGAAGCAGUUUGCCUCAAGCCCAAGCAGUAGGCUGCUCAAGAGGGAUGGAGAGGAACAAUACAGGAUAACUUUCUCUGUCAUGACCUAUAUUUGAAAUUUCUAGGGGGAAAUCUCUCUGGCAGAGAGAGAAUUAUCAUUCACACUUCUAUACUGCCCAUAGCCAAAGCUCUCUGGGUGGUUUAUUACAAUAAUAAUAGAUUCAUACACUCAAGUCUCUGAUCCAAAUUCUAACCAGACCUGGCCUGCUUAGCUUUCAAGAUGAGGCAGGAUCAGGCACUGGCUGGUUCUGGUGGCUAAAUGGAGCCUCCAUAGUUGUCUGACUGCCAAAGGGUUGGCAUGAGGGGGAGGCCAUUCCCAUCAUGUUCUGCCUCUGUUUGUUUGACUUGCGAGUCGGCCACCACCAGUCCCCUCGGCUUCACCCUGUGGCGUGCACAGGCGGCUUGGGAAAAAGGCAGGCCCUCUUCUUACUUGCUCAGAGGGAAUGGAGAAGAAACAGCAGAGGUUUCCUGUCAGUUGGAAGGGACUGCUGGGCUUCCUUAUGUUCUCAAAAGCUUCCCUAAAAUGAGGCCUUCAGGUUCACUGAUGAAAUGGAGCCAGGGACGAAUUCUUUCAGAGUGGAGUUCCCAGACUUCUCUAACACCAUCCUGCAGAAGUUGAACCAGCAGCGCCAGCAAGGGCAGCUGUGCGAUGUGUCCAUCGUUGUCCAGGGCCAUCUCUUCCGAGCCCACAAAGCCGUGCUGGCCGCCAGCUCCCCUUACUUCUGCGACCAGGUGCUCUUGAAGAGCAGUCGGCGCAUCGUUCUGCCUGACGUCAUGAACCCCAGAGUGUUCGAGAACAUCCUGCUGUCGACAUACACGGGGAGGCUGGUGAUGCCCGCCUCGGAGAUUGUCAGCUACCUCACGGCGGCUAGCUUCCUUCAGAUGUGGCACGUCGUGGACAAAUGCACGGAGGUGUUGGAAGGGAACCCCUCCGUUCUUUGUCAAAAGCUGAACCGGACUAGUGACCAUCAGUCUCCGAGCAGCAGCAACUACAACGGCCUGGUGGAGAGCUUUGAGCUCGGCUCUGCAGGGCAGGUGGACUUCCACAAAGUGCAGGAGCUGAGGGAUGGUGAGAAUGAAGAGGAAAGCUCGAAGGAUGAGCUCUUGUCUCAACUCACGGAGCACGAAUAUCUCCCCAGCAACUCCUCCACGGAACAUGACCAGCUGAGCACCGGCAUGACCAGUCAGGAUGGUGAGGAGGGAGCCAGCGACAGCGCCGAGUAUCAGUACGCCAGACCUCUUUACAGCAAGCCUAGCAUUAUGUCUCACAAGCGGUGGAUCCACGUGAAAACGGAGAGGUUUGUGCAGGACUGCGAAGGGGUGGAGGCGCACGGCUCUUACGAUGAGCACCAGGUGUCCGAGUCAGUGAAUGCCACCCAGGCAGCCCAUUCGGUCCAGACGUCUGUCCCAGAAGAUCUUCGUGUCUCUGAGAAAAAGAUGGAAACAGAGUUCAGCGAGCAAACCAACGAGAGCAACUACGACGAGCAAGUGGACUUCUAUGGUUCUUCCAUGGAAGAAUUCUCCGGGGAAAGGUCUGACGGCACGCUGAGCCUGCAGAGACAGGACGUUGCAGGUUACGGAGAAAACUUGGAGCUGCCUUCAGGGAUCAAAGAGGAAAACACCCUUUCUGGAUUCUCUGCCACCGACAAGCUCUACCCUUGUCAGUGUGGCAAAAGUUUUACCCACAAGAGCCAGAGGGACCGCCACAUGGGCAUGCACCUCGGCCUGCGCCCCUACGGCUGCGGCGUGUGCGGCAAGAAGUUCAAAAUGAAGCACCACCUCGUGGGGCACAUGAAAAUCCACACGGGCAUUAAGCCCUACGAGUGCAACAUUUGCGGGAAGAGGUUCAUGUGGCGGGACAGUUUUCAUCGGCACGUGACUUCUUGUACCAAGUCGUACCAAGCUUGUAAGGUGGAGCAGAACACUACAGAGAUGAACUGAAAGCGGGGGGGGGGGGGGGAGCCGGGGGGAGCCUGUAGCUGCUGGGCGGAGGAUGCAGGAUGUAGGCAUCCCACCAUGUGCGUCUGGUACUUCUCGUUUCAAGAAUCCGGAGGACUGAAAAUGGAUCCUAUGGCACGGGCAGGGAACCAGAGGAUGAACGCAGCCGGGGUGUUGAACUCCAAGCUGGUACUGGGAAUGCCUCUCCCAAAAUUGCAAAUGAGGAAGCAAAUGAGUGCGGUGGUACAUUACCUUGAUCAUAAUUAUUGCUAUUUAUUCUUGCGUGUGUCAGGAAGACUUGCGUGUUCUCUGCGGAGGGACACUGAGUGAGAGUUCCUUUCAGUUCAUCUCGGUCGUGUUUUGCUUGGGUAUUUAAGGUUAAUCAAGGGGGCCUUUCAAUGCAGCCUGAGUCCUUCAGGUGACUAUUUUCUCUUAGUGUACUGCCGGCACUUGUGCUUUAAAUUCAUCACACAGAAACACAAGCAGUUCCUCGUUUAGAACCAAAGGGUGAUUAGGCAUCGAAGCACAAGUUGCUAGACAGUUUUCAUGUGGUGACAGCUUUAGCAAGCGGCUGUUUCUUUCUUUUGUUUUGUUUUGUUUUGUUUUGUUUUGUUUUACAUCAGUCCAAUUUGGAGCUCCAUUGGCUGGUUCUGUUAGUCUUGGUGGAAUAGUUCUGCUUCAUGCUUAUUUUUAAUUUUUUGUAAAGCACUUGGCAAUUUUGGGGCAGGCACUUUAGAGACAGAAUAUAACUUCAUUCUUUCCUCCAGUUCCAUUGUGCCUAUUUCAGUAGCCAGUCAACAGCUCAUCGCUUUCCGCCGCUGCAAUAGAUUGAGUAUUUUAUUUUCUUCCCAGCAGUGAGAAGAAAGCCCUCCUCAAGCACUUGAAGCUCAAAGCAGGCAUUGGUUCCAUUUUAGUUUUUUCUUUGCUUUAGGAAUUUGCACUUCAAGAACAGAAUGCAAUCUACUGAUUUCCACUUCAGGGUUCACAGUGUACAAUUUUGGCACUGACCUCCUUGCUUAACUCAGCUGGAAGCAGUGGGUGGCCGACGAUGCAGGCGCCUACGGCAGCGAGUUGGUGACUAAAAAUCAAAACGGCCUUUCCCAGCUACUCGCCGGUGUGGUGUGGAUGACGCCACACCCGAAGCAGCUUCUGGAUUCCUGGGUGCGACACUCAACCCGCUGCAGAGGUGGAACUUUUAAACACUGGAUUCUUUUUGUAGCCAGAAGCUGUUGCCAAGUUUUGGAGACCCAUCGUUCUCUCCCCCACCCCCUCCUUUCCUCACCCCAGCUACAGGGUGAAUGCACAUGAUGGAGGCAACUCGGAAUGGGCAGGACAUCCAUGCUGCUAUUUAAGAGGUUGAAAAUAUAUCUCCCGUAUUUGCCAUAGAGAAAGGUGGUGCAGACCGUAACAGCCGUGUAUGCCACCUGGGAAGGAUAACUUAACUUCCUUGAGAGAAAUAAUGAGGCAAAGUUAUGGGAGAGUACCAGUGCCAAGGCAGGUCUGUCUUUUAUUUUUCUAAGCUUCGGCCUGUAAACUGUGAGUAGAAAUGGUGGACCUUGAAUUUUAAUUCUUUGUGCAUCCACCAAGGAGAGUAAACAUUUCUGCAGUCAUUACCCUCUACCCUUAAUAACCCAGUUUAAACAUUGUCUGGCACACAGAGGGGCUUGAUCGUUUGCAGCUUCCAGCUUGGUGCUUACAGGUUUUAAGUUUAAAAAGAAUGAAAUCUUUUCUAAACUGACUCAACUUCCCCAUCCUUCUAUCUUCCCCCCCUCACCUGUGGGCCAUCUUUUAUGCUGUUGGAUUCUCUGGUUUAGCACCUUCUGUUGCUGGGCAACGGACGCAUGCAUAAAGAUGCCCAGUGGAGAGGGCCUGUUGUUCUUCCCACUUAGAAGAGCUUGGCAGUGCCCCCAGGUGGAAGCAAUUGCCACUGACUCGAACCCUGGCGAACAAGCUAAUUCAGCAGGGAUUGACUUGCUAACACUGUAACAUGCUAAAUGUACAAAAGCACUUUGUAUUUAAAAGCAAAAAAAAAAUGAAAAAAGGACGCUUUAUAAGUGUUUUUUUAAACAACAUUGCAAAAAGAGAGCAAAUAUAUAUAUAUCUAUAUAUCUUACAUCUGGUUUGUUUUCUUAUUCAUGUUGUCUGUCUGAUUUUUCUUGAUUUAUUUUGGUUCAGAAAUUUUAUAAUGAUAAAAAGCUGUUUGUUUACACAAGCAUGGGUACUGGGAUUUGUGUAUGGAGAACUAGGAUCUGAAGAGUCGGCUUUUUAGUUUUGUGUUGUUAAAAAAGAUCUGUUUUUUUCAUCCAUACUGCCUUAGAAUGUUCAUGAAACCAUUUUUCUUUUGUAAACUUCUAUAAAGCUCAGUUAAGGAAAAAGAGGCUGUGUAUCUCUUACCAAUCUCAACUUUCCUCUCACCCGGACCUUACCAACUCUUUCUCCAUGCUACCAGUCUAGCCAUAGCGAAAGGAGGAGACACCCAGAAUGCCCCAUUCUGACUUCCAACUCUUCUUCAGCCCUCCUUUUGUGCCUGCAGAAAAGUGCAGCUUUUCCUAAAAAUGGAGAAAAGGGGGUUGGAGUGGAGAAGGUUCACCUUUUCAAAGUCUGCACCUGGGGGAACUGCAAGAGGCGCAGGUGCGAGACCUCCGGAAUCCCCACCCCAAGCUACCAUUCUCGCCACGGAAAGUCCGCCGGAGGACUUUCUGUACAACCGGCCGUUAAAAUAAAUGGGCACCUUGUGCAAGGAUGGCUUCCCAUUUUAUUUCAUUCAGUCGUGCAGGAAGACUCUUUGAUUCGUAAUGCUCUCUCCAGACGAGACAAAGACAGCAAAUGAAUAUAAGAGAAGUUAGUGAAUAACGAACUAGAGUUUCAAAUGCAGUUAGGCUGGUUAGUGAUUUCAUGGAGGAGGAGGAGAUGCCCAAGAAUUUGCAUUACUCUUUCAGUAUUAAGCAGUAAAUGAAUUUCUGUCUGGGAAAAGGCACUGUCGCCUUUAACUUGGACAAUCCUGGGUCUAAUCAGGAAGGCAGCAAGCACACAAGCAUAAUUUCUCCUUCCCGUCUUCCCUAGCAGCAACCCCAAGGAGGGCGUGUGCAUUGUUGACAGAAUCGUGACCCAGCGAUUGCCUUCUGUGAGAAAUUCUGCCAGGAAUUGCUUCUCGGAAAGGCCAAGCCCGUGCAAGGCUUGGAAACGAGUGGCCCUCCCAUUGCAGUUGGACUACAAUUCUCAUUAUCUAUAUAUGAUGGGAGCUGGAAUCUGGGAACAUCUGGACCAUCGCAGGUUCCCUACCCACAACCUAAGGGCUUGAAAGUGCACACCCCUCUUCCACUCCUGGGCUGGAAUCGUGUUGGGGUAAAGGAGCAAUAUGUAUCCCCGCUCUGCUAAAUUCCUUUUAUCCACGAGGGAGAACGAACAUAUGCUGCCUUGCCAACAAAUAAUUUUUUUGCUAAUAAUGUGCUUGCCACAUUUUACCAGUAUGCUAGUCAAGACACAGACAUGACUUUAAAAAAUAUUGUAAAUAAUACACUUGAUUUUGAAAUGAAAUAUAAUGCCUUGGUAACAAGGACGUCCUUCUCUAAAACCUUUCCUUUUGAGAGAGGGAGAAGCCGCCUCUGGCGCACCUAGGCCAUUCUUUUUCCAGCAAAGUUUACACAUCUUUUUUCUCCACUGCUCUUGAUAGUGCUAGUUAUGUUCAUACUGAUUUGUGAAGAUAAAACGGCUGGGUUUGGAAACUUUCUUUUUAAUCUUAAUCCUUAAAGGAUUUGUAGAAGUAUUAACCACAAACCCAUAGUUUCUAACAGCUAAUUUGUCAACACAUCAAGUCCACUCUUGGCAUCCUUUGUUUUUCACAAUGACAGAUCCUCUAUGUUGAAUGUUUUGGGGCAGAUGCUAGUUCUAAACCUAAGAGUCUAUUUUAUUAAAAUAUUUGUCUUUAUCUAGAAUAGUGAAAUGUUAAAGCAUUCUGUAAACAUUCACAUCUUUAUUUGAAUAUUUUAAUUUAAUAUGUAUAGAUAGAAUCAUAAGGUCUGGAGCCCUGAGCGGGAAAAGCUGGAAUACUAAUUGUAUAGUAACAUUUGUGAUGUGGUGACACUGUCAUAUUUCUAUUUUGCUUGCACCCGAAGUCAGUUUCUGCUGCUGUUUUUUCCUUCUUCCACAUUGGGUUCCAUUCUAUCCCUUGAAUAAAUGUAACUGUUUAUGGAAGUGAAGUGAACCUUCCUUAAUUCCACUACAAGUUUCCCCUUAUAAGCACUGUCAUUUCAAUGAUUGCCAUUCAUUUCCUGUUGAUCUUUUGUGAGUUGUUCUACCUAUAUUGCAAAGGUUGGGUAAUUUGAUAUCUCUCUAAUACCGCUGUCCCGGUAAUGUACAGCAUGGGUUUAUGUGAUAUCACUGUUUUCUUCUUAUAGAAGAGUGAGUUGCUCUUUUGUAUAACAUGUUUUAAUAAAUGUUAUCUGUCUUUUCCUGGA